Molecule: messenger RNA, 1776 nt
Organism: Penicillium coprophilum
Lineage: Eukaryota; Fungi; Ascomycota; Eurotiomycetes; Eurotiales; Aspergillaceae
Exons: 4
Coding region: 1-1776 (591 amino acids)
Biological process (GO): glycerol catabolic process
Cellular component (GO): cytosol
Molecular function (GO): ATP binding; glycerone kinase activity
Source: RefSeq, a predicted model, not a curated record
AUGCAGACCAAACAUUUCUUUACCGAUCCAAACCACCUGGUUCUCACCGCGCUUAACUCGCUUACAAUCACAAAUCCAUCGUUGGCCCUAGAUCGACAGAAUAAGAUCAUUUUCCGCCGUCCAGAUGCACCCCGCAGAGCAAACAAAGUCUCCAUCGUGACGGGCGGCGGCUCCGGCCAUGAACCCGCAUUUGCAGGCUUCGUCGGCCACGGACUGUGCGAUGCCUCAGUCGCCGGUACGAUCUUUGCCUCGCCAUCUGCCGAGCAGAUCCGCAGAGCGGUGAUCGAUCGCGUCCCCACUGAAAACGGCGUGCUGAUCAUUCCUAUGAACUAUACCGGUGAUGUGCUGAACUUUGGAAUGGCCACGGAGAAGUCCCGUGUUGCCGGUAUUAAGACGGAGUUCUUCGCUAUCAAUGAUGAUGUUGGUGUUGGUCGCGUGAAGGGUGGAAAGGUCGGUCGUCGUGGUAUUGGCGGUGGUGUGUUGAUUCUGAAGAUGGUUGGUGCUUUGGCCGAAGCUGGUGGUUCCCUAGAUGAAGUCUACGCUCUAGCCCAGCUGGCAAACGCAAACCUAGUCUCACUGGGAUCAUCUUUGGAACACGUCCACGUACCAGGCCGCGGUGUUCCCGAAGACACAAUUCCGCACGGCGAGGUCGAAGUCGGCAUGGGAAUCCACAACGAGCCUGGCUCGCACCGAGUCAAAUUCGAUCUCGCUGAGCUAGUCAAGAGCAUGCUGCUCCAGCUACUCGACCACAACGACCCAGACCGAUGCUACGUGACCCACACACCGGAGGACGAGUUUGUGCUGCUAAUCAACAACCUCGGUGGUGUCAGCCCACUCGAAUUGGCCGGUAUCACAGACGAAGUCUAUCGCCAGCUCCAGCGAGACUACCAGGUGAACACGGUCCGCGUGAUCCAGGGCACAUUCCUGACCAGCCUGAACGGUUUCGGCUUUAGCGUCUCACUAAUGAAGCUGGUCGACCCAGGUCUAAGUGUGAAAGCUACUAUGCUCGAGCUUCUUGACGCCCCCGCUGAAGCGGUCGGCUGGUCUGCUCCGAUCAAUACCUCUACCUGGGAAAACAACCGUAAUGCGGGCCCCGUCGAUCUAAAGACAUCUAAUCUGGCCGAAGACAUUCACAGCAAUCUCCAACUCGAUCCAGCCGUAGUCAAAAAAGUCCUCGGCGCUGGUCUGCAGCGCGUAAUCAAUGCUGAAGCCGAAGUAACUCGCUACGACACGAUCGUCGGGGACGGCGACUGUGGCAUUGGUCUAAAGCGCGGCGCUGAAGCAAUUCAAUCUCUCCUCAACGACACAAAUACUCCUCUUACAAACGACAUCGUGAGCACUGUCGCACGGAUCGUGACAGUCGUCGAGAACGUAAUGGACGGAACAUCUGGCGCAAUCUACGCGAUCUUCCUAAACGCACUAGCACAUGGGCUACUGGCCCAGGACACUUCCUCACCAACGGAAAUCACAACACAGACGUGGGCGAAGGCGUUGAAAUCUUCGUUCGAGGCACUUGGAACAUAUACGCCUGCCAAGGUUGGUGAUCGGACGCUUAUUGAUGCGCUUGCGCCGUUUGUGGAUACAUUGCUUGAGACUAGCGAUGUGAGGGUUGCGGCGACGGCGGCGCAAGAGGGGACUGAGUCCACGAAGGCUAUGAAGGCGAGUCUUGGGAGGAGUGUUUAUGUUGGCGGCGAGCAGGAGUGGAUUGGGAAGAUUCCUGAUCCUGGGGCUUUCGGGUUGUCUGAGUUCCUGGCAGGGCUUGCUGAGGGUGUUUAG